Odobenus rosmarus divergens (Pacific walrus) is the source of this 1407-nucleotide messenger RNA. RefSeq lists its product as uncharacterized. Gene Ontology annotation, molecular function: protein-lysine N-methyltransferase activity; nucleic acid binding. The transcript has 4 exons. Bases 1 to 1230 code for a protein of 409 amino acids. Gene Ontology annotation, biological process: methylation. NCBI's taxonomy places the organism in Eukaryota, Metazoa, Chordata, Mammalia, Carnivora, Odobenidae. The record is from RefSeq and is a predicted model, not a curated record.
AUGAGUGACUCUGAUGAUGACGAUAUCCCCCGGCUGUCUUCCCACACCUUAGCAGCCCUCCAGGAAUUUUAUGCUGAGCAGAAGCAACAAAGUGACCCAGGCAGAGAUGAUAAAUAUAACAUUGGAAUAAUAGAAGAGAACUGGGUAAGUAAAUACAUUCCACAUCUCUCAGGAAGUAUGGGUGCAGCACUGAUUCCAUACCUGUCUAUAUCUGUCCGUAUCUGUCGGUACCUGUCCGCACCUGUCUAUACCUGUCCACAUCUGUCCGUACCUGUCUGCACCUGUCCACACCUGUCUGCGUCUGUCCGCACCUGUCCACACCUGUCCGUACCUGUCUGCACCUGCCCACACCUGUCCUCAUCUGUACCUGUCCACACCUGUCCAUACCUGUCCACACCUGUCCGCAUCUGUCUGUACCUGUAUGCACCUGUCCAUACCUGUCUGCAUCUGUCCGUACCGGUCCACACCUGUCCGACCUGCCCUGUGUUUGUCUGCAUCCCACUUCACACUCAUGUUUGUCUCACCUGCCUCUCAGGAAUUGAUAGCCUGUCUGGGGAGCUAAGACAAAAAGCAGUCCAUGAUUAUUUAAGACUUUAUAAAUGUAGAUUUUCCUGCCUAGAAUUCUGUACUCAGCUGGAGCUAUCAAUCAAACAUGAAGAUAAAAUAAAAAACAUUUUAGAAAUGGCAAGUCUCAUGGCAUUGACCUCCCAUGCACUGCUUCCCCAAGGCUGCCAGAGAAUGUUGGAAGAAUUAGAGGUGGGCUCAAAGAAACAAGCAAAUGAUACAUGUAUUAAGUCUAGGAAAAAGAAAAGAAUAGCCUGUGUGAGCGCCCCCAGUGUUUACCAGAAACUGAGAGCCCUACACAGAGAAGACUUCUCUGUAUACAUCUUUGAAUAUGACAAAAGAUUUGCUAUAUAUGGAGAGGAGUUUAUCUUCUAUGAUUACAAUAAUCCAUUGGAUUUACCUGAAAAAAUUGCUGCACGUAGUUUUGACAUCGUAAUAGCAGAUCCCCCCUACCUUUCCAAGGAGUGUCUCAGAAAAACAUCAGAAACCAUCAAGUAUCUGACGCAGGGCAAGAUUCUGCUGUGCACAGGUGCUGUCAUGGAAGAAGAGGCAGCAAAACUUCUUGGCGUGAAGAUGUGCAAGUUUAUUCCAAAACACACCCGGACCCUGGGAAAUGAGUUUCGCUGUUAUGUGAAUUAUGAUUCUGGGCUAGACCAUGAAAUCUAAAUGCAGAUAGUAAUAUAAUAUGUAAAGGAUCCUGUGUGACAUUUCUCUCUUAUUAUUUCCUUGGUAGAUUGAAAAGUUAUAACCUCCUCCCCUCCCCUGCAAAGUGGGGCUCUCCCUGGCCUAAUUUUCAUAAUAAAGAAUAUAACAUCUCAUUAUGACUUCCUGACUGCAGGCAUC